AUGAAGACGGAAUUGAGUGUAGAUGGAUCUUAUUUUGUGGAUCUGGUGUGGCUGCUUUAUAUGUCUAUAUUUCGUGAGAAUUCCAUCCGAAAGUUACUAAGGGUACUCAGUAGGAAAGAGAGACAUAGGGUACGUGGUAUUAGUAACAUUAACUGUAUGAAGAGUGCAUCGCAUGCUGGCAAUACAAUGACCAGGGUAUAUGUCUGGAGUAUCUUAGGUGUUUUCAAAAGACGUUGUGUAUCAGAUUCAAUCUCUGUAAAGGGAAGGGUGUUGGUACUGAUAAAGGCUGGUGUUGGCUCUGGAUCAACUCUAGUUGCUCAGUGGUAA
This is a messenger RNA of Phycomyces blakesleeanus NRRL 1555(-), 327 nucleotides long. RefSeq lists its product as hypothetical. NCBI's taxonomy places the organism in Eukaryota, Fungi, Mucoromycota, Mucoromycetes, Mucorales, Phycomycetaceae. The coding region runs from base 1 to 327 and encodes 108 amino acids. The transcript has 6 exons. The record is from RefSeq and is a predicted model, not a curated record.